Messenger RNA from Onychostoma macrolepis, 2909 nucleotides. RefSeq names its product POP1 homolog, ribonuclease P/MRP subunit (gene pop1). Gene Ontology annotation, biological process: tRNA 5'-leader removal. Lineage: Eukaryota; Metazoa; Chordata; Actinopteri; Cypriniformes; Cyprinidae. Gene Ontology annotation, cellular component: nucleolar ribonuclease P complex; ribonuclease MRP complex. The record is from RefSeq and is a predicted model, not a curated record. The coding region runs from base 70 to 2568 and encodes 832 amino acids. The transcript is spliced from 15 exons.
UUCUCUAUGCUGUGGCAUGUACUGUAUAUACUGUACACUGCAGCUGAUUCCAGUGAAACUGUGUUUUAGAUGACUGGAGCAAAAGACAGAAUGAGAGAAAAAAAGAUGAAGAAUCAGCCGAGAAACGUCAUUUACACAAGCUCAGGUCGCGGUACCGGGAGAGGUCAGGGGUCACAGGCAUGUGGCUGGGUCAGAGGUCAUCAGCCUGGGGGUCACAGUUACAGUCAAACUCUGCCCAAAUACAUCACGGCCUCGUCCUUCGCUAAAGCGCGCGCCGCUGAAGUGAACGCUAUGCUGAAGGCCGUCCGUAAACCUGCAGGCAGCUGCCACAUCUUCAACGCUCUGCCCAGACACAUGCGCAGACGGGCCAUGAGCCACAGUGCCAAGAGACUGCCGAGCCGUCUGCGAGAGGGAGCUCAGAGACUGGCCGAGCGUAGUCAGCGCGCUCCAGAGAAAGAGAAGAAGCAGCUUCCCAGAAGCAGGAGCCGUCGAGCACGCCGCAGACACGGGAACCUGCUGCUGGAGUUCAAUCGCAGACAGAGGAAGAACAAAUGGCUGGAGACGCAUAUCUGGCACGCCAAGCGCUUCCACAUGCAGAAGACGUGGAGCUACUGUCUGCCGCUCAAACCCACGGCGAAGUGCUUCAGAGCCAGCUACAGAGCCAUGAGUUCACACGCGCUGCUGCAGGAUUUGUCAUAUUUCUGCUGUUUGGAGGUUCAGGGAUCUGAAGAACAGAUGCUGCAAGCCCUCGCUCGACUCACCAGCAAACAAACAGGUCCCACAUUCGCAGCGGCGUCGUGUCUCUCAGGUGCUCGUCAGGGCAGCGUCCAUCUGUACAAAGCGGAUCAGUUUCCUCAAGGCUCUCUGGGUCCUGCUGACUUCCUGUGGAGGCCCCGGGUCCCUGACGCCUCAGACAGACAGCUGUGGAUCUGGAUCCAUCCGGCCCUUAAACAGGACGUGCUGUCGGAGCUGCAGCUGGUGUGUCGGUGUGUCGUGUCCGUCUCGGAGGAGUCUCGUCCCGCCGUGGAGCCGUCUGCAGAAAGGAAGAGGAAGAGAGACGAAGGAGAUGCUGAGCCACCCUCCAAAAGGCUCUUGGGGGACGGAACACGGCCCGCCGGGGCCCCUGUGUGCUGGCAGUCCCCUGACACGGCCAUCACCAUCAGUGACCUGACCAUGGAGGUUGUGCGCUAUCGUCUGAUUGGUCCGCUGGCCCACACGGUGCUCACAGACACUCUCCAGCCAGCCAGUGAGGAGACGGAGGCGUCCAAUCACAGCACAGAUGAGGCCGGUGUGAGCGUCCAUCAGCAGCAGACAGACAUAUUCCGCCUGCUGAGAGGAGUGUGUUCGACAGCAGAGCUCCCAGCAGGCUGUGUGUUGGGACUGACUGUAGAUGAUCCCAGACUCACUUUACCUCAGAAACGUGGUAAAUCUGUACCUGACCUACAGCAGACCGCAGAGGACAGUCGUGUGAGAGAUCUGACUCUCAGAGGAGUUGCGGCUCACUGCAGUCAGAGUGCAUUGUGGGACGCAUCGGUUCGAGAGCGUGUGACACACAGCCGACUGUCUGAGCAGGAGCUGAACCGGAUGCGGAGCGAGCUGCUGGUUCCGGGUUCGAGGCUGGUUCCUCAGGCUGCUGUUCCUCUGCUGCUGGUUCAUCAGGGCGGUCGUGUUCGGGGCGAGGAGCGUCUGCACUGGGGCUGCGGCUGGGAUCUGUUGCUGCCCAAGGGCUGGGGAAUGGCAUUCUGGGUCCCUCUGGUGUAUCGCGGUGUUCGUGUCGGUGGCCUCCACAUGAGUGUCAAACACUCCCAGUUCAUGGGGCAGCCUCACUUCCCUCACGAUUACCCAGACUGCCCUGCAGGACAGCGCUUCCAAUCAGAGCAGGAGGCGGAGCUUCUAGAAAAGUUCAAAAGACGUCCUCCAUCCAAACGCACCAACUACAUCAAACACGGCUGCUUGGCACCGUUCCGUUGCCCCUGGCAACAGCUGACGGAGGAGUGGGAGGAGCUAGUGAGCACCGAGACGACAGGCGGCUGCAGAACCGGACCCUUCACUGUUCUGAGGACUCUGAAGACGCUGCGGCGGCUGUCGGCGUGCUGUCGGCGCUCCUCACCUUUGACCCCUGUGGCGGCUGCGGAGCUGCGGCGGGAAUGUGGGCGGAGUCUGGUGUGGGUGCGUCUGCGUCUGUUGAGCAAAGGCCAGCCGGCGCUGCAUGCGAUAGUGAGCGUCCCGACGACCUCUGACCUCCAGCAGCUGCUUCAGGACGCGCGCAGCAGUGGGCCGCAGGAGCCUGGACACAGAGAGCAGCUGGAGCCGGCCGGAGCGGUCAGGGGCGUGUGUCCGGCGCCGCUGCCCCGUGUUCUGCCCCACUGCAGCCGGCUGACGCUGGGAUGGGUGACGCAGGGAGACUUCUCUCUGGCCGCCGGCUGCGGAGAGGCGCUGGCCUUCAUCAGUGUGUCUGGACUCCUGCACAUGAUCCUGCAGCAGCCGCCGGAGCAGCGUGGCCUCGUUCUGCUGCGAAACCCCUCGUCCCUGCAGUACCGCUUCGCUCGCAUCAGCAUCGACGUGUGAAGCAGUCUGUUCUCAUUAGACUGCUGUUUGAUUGCAAGCUGAUGCAUGCCGCACCUCCCAGACUCUAUAUACAGGAGAGCAUGUGAUAAAACUUUUCCGGUAUAUAUAUAUUUUGAGAGAAACUCUUACAUCAUGUUGAAAUUUGUGUCUUUUUUUUGUGGAAAUUGAAAGGCAUAUUUGAUUUACUAAGACAAUUUUUAUUUUGUUUAAAUACUGGGUUUCUAACUCUGCUGCAUGCAGAUUAUGUAUUUUUGUGUAUUGACCCAGCAUCAGUGUUUUAGUUUCUGCUCCGGCAUCUUCCAGUAGAUUAAUAAUCGGUGCAAAUUAAAGCACUUUCCUGA